GAAUGCGAAAAGUCAUGCAUAGUAGAGUUAAGGGACAUACAAGAUCACGUGUACCAAGAUGCAAAGUCAAUCUUAAGAAAUUACCUUGUGCUGAAAUAAACGCUUUGAAUUUGAUGAAAGAACUUAAAAGUUUAGUGCAAUCGACACAUUCAGAUGUUGAAAACAAAGACAAUACUUAUGCAAAAUCACGUACGUCAGAGUGUGGAGUUGAACUCAAAGUGCUGCAUGGUUUAAAUGAGUUAAACGUUUUAACAGAGACCCCGUAUGAAGAAUUGGAUAAUAUACUAAGGAUCCCAGAAAAGCCAUCAGGAUCAAUAUUUUCAGCAACAUGGAGAGAUGGUAUACGAAUAGUUGAAGGCGAUCAUGAUAAUCCCAUACGAUCGCGCACACGAUCUUGUGGAGUUAUACUAGAGACAUUGAAUGAUUCCCAACUGGAAUCUUUAAAGUCUCGCGAACCAUCAUAUCCAGUUGAUCUCUUGACUCUUCCUCAUUCAAGUGCUUCAGAUUUUGCAAAAAACGUAAGUUGCUUACUAUUGGUUGGCCGUAUAAAUGUCGAGGUGCUAAUAAUUAUUCAAAUC
Molecule: messenger RNA, 578 nt
Organism: Racocetra persica
Lineage: Eukaryota; Fungi; Glomeromycota; Glomeromycetes; Diversisporales; Gigasporaceae
Source: the annotation of a GenBank genome assembly